ACUGUUAAUACAACUGAAACAACUACACCAGCCACAACAACUGAGAGCACAACUGUUAGUACAACUGAAACCACUAUACCAGCCACAACAACUGAGAGGACAACUGUUAGUACAACUGAAACAACUACACCAACCACAACAACAAAAUCAACAUCAGCCACAACAACUGAGAGCACAACUGUUAGUACAACUGAAACAACUACACUAACCACAAAAACAGAAUCAACAUCAGCAACAACAACUGAGAGCACAACUGAUAGUACAACUGAAACAACCACACCAGCCACAACAACUGACAGCACAACUACACCAGCCACAACAACUGAGAGCACAAGGGUUAGUACAACUGAAACAAGUACACCAGCCACAACAACUGAGAGCACAACGGUUAGUACAACUGAGGCAACUACACCAGAACAACCAACAAAAACAACAGAAUCUUCAACAGCAACAACAACUGAGAGCACAACUGUUAGUACAACUGAAACAAACACACCAGCCACAACAACUGAGAAUACAACUGUUAGUACAACUGAAACAACAACACCAGCCACAACAACUGAGAGCACAACUGUUAUUACAACUGAAACAACUACACCAGCCACAACAACUGAGAGCACAACUGAUAGUACAACUGAAACAACCACACCAGCCACAACAACUGAGAGCACAACGGUUAGUACAACUGAAACAAGUACACCAGCCACAACAACAGAAUCAACAUCAGCCACAACAACUGAGAGCACAACGGUUAGAACAACUGAAACAAGUACACCAGCCACAACAACUGAGAGCACAACUGUUAGUACAACUGAGACAACUACACCAGAACAACCAACAACAACAACAGAAUCUUCAACAGCAACAACAACUGAGAGCACAACUGAUAGUACAACUGAAACAACCACACCAGCCACAACAACUGAGAGCACAACUAGCACAACUGUUAGUACAACUGAAACAACUACACCAGCCACAACAACUGAGAGCACAACUGUUAGUACAACUGAAACCACUACACCAGCCACAACAACUGAAAGCAGCACAACUGUUAGUACAUCUGAAACAUCUACACCAGCACCAAUAAUAACAGAAUCUGCAACAGCCACGACAACUGAGAGCACAACUGUCAGUACAACUGAAACAACUACACCAACCCCAACAAUAGAAUCAACAUCAGCCACAACAGCUAAGAGCACAACUGUUAGUACAACUGAAGCAACUACACCAGCCACAACAACUGAGAGCACACCUGUUAGUACAACUGAAACAACUACACCAACCACAAAAACAGAAUCAACAUCAGCCACAACAACUGAGAGCACAACUUUCAGUACAACUGAAAAAACUACACCAACCACAACAACAGAAUCAACACGAGCCGCAACAACUGAAAGCACAACUGAAACAACUACACCAGCCACAACAAAUGAGAGCAUAACUGUUAGUACAACUGAAACAACUACACCAACCACAACAACAGAAUCAACAUCAGCCACAACAACUGAGAGCACAACUGUGAGUACAACUGAAACAACUACACCAACCACAACAACAGAAUCAACACCAGCCACAACAACUGAAAGCAAAACUGUUAGUACAACUGAAACAACUACACCAACCACAACAACAGAAUCAACAUCAGCCACAACAACUGAGAGCACAACUGAUAGUACAACUGAAAAAACCACACCAGCCACAACAACUGAGAGCACAACUGAAACAACUACACCAACCAUAACAACUGAGACCACAACUGUUAGUACAACUGAAACAACCACACCAGCCAUAACAACUGAGAGCACAACUCUUAGUACAACUGAAAUAAGUACACCAGCCACAACAACUGAGAGCACAACUGUUAGUACAACUGAAACCACUACACCAGCCACAACAACUGAGAGCACAACUGUUAGUACAACUGAAACAACUACACCAACCACAACAACAGAAUCAACACCAGCCACAACAACUGAAAGCACAACUGUUAGUACAACUGAAACAACUACAUCAACCACAACAACAGAAUCAACAUCAGCCACAACAGCUGAGAGCACGACUGAUAGUACAACUGAAACAACCACACCAGCCACAACAACUGAGAGCGCAACUGUUAGUACAACUGAAACAACUACACCAGCCACAACAACUGAGAGCACAACCGAAACAACUACACCAACCACAACAACUGAGAGAACAACUGUGAGUACAACUGAAACAACUACACCAGCCACAACAACUGAGAGCACAACUGUUAGUACAACUGAAACAACUACACCAACCACAACAACAGAAUCAACCUCAGCCACAACAACUGUUAGUACAACUGAAACAACUACACCAGCCACAACAACUGAGAGGACAACUGUUACUACAACUGAAACAACUACACCAGCCACAACAACUGAGAGCACAACUGUUAGUACAACUGAAACAACUACACCAACCACAACAACAGAAUCAACAUCAGCCACAAGAACUGAGAGCACAAAUACUACACCAGCCACAACAACUGAGAGCACAACUGAAACAACUACACCAACCACAACAACUGAGAGCAAAACUGUUAGUACAACUGAGACAACUACACCAGCCACAACAACUGAGAGCACAACUGUUAGUACAACUGAGACAACUACAACUGCCACAACAACUGAGAUCACAACUGUUAGUACAACUGAGACAACUACACCAAACACAACAACAGAACCAAGAUCAGCCACAACUGAGACCACAACUGUUAGUACAACUGAAACAACUACACCAGCCACAACUGAGAGCACAACUGUUAGUACAACUGAGACAACUACACCAGCCACAACAACUGAGAGCACUACUACAACUACUCCAACCACAACAACAGAACCAACAUCAGCCACAACAACUGAGAGCACAACUGUUAGUACAACUGAGACAACUACACCAACCACAACAACAGAAUCAACAUCAGCCACAACAACUGAGAGCACAACUGUUAGUACAACUGAAACAACUACACCAGCCACAACAACCGAGAGCACAACUGUUAGUACAACUGAAACAACUACACCAACCACAACAACAGAAUCAACAUCAGCCACAACAACUGAGAGCACAACUGUUAGUACAACUGAAACAACUACACCAACCACAAUAACAGAAUCAACAUCAGCCACAACAACUGAAAGCACAACUGUUAGUACAACUGAAACAACUAAACCAGCCACAACAACUGAGAGCACAACUGAAACAACUACACCAACCACAACAACUGAGAGAACAACUGUGAGUACAACUGAAACAACGACACCAGCCACAACAACUGAGAGCACAACUGUUAGUACAACUGAAACAACUACACCAACCACAACAUCAGCCACAACAACUGAGAGCACAACUACAACUACACCAACCACAACAACAGAAUCAACAUCAGCCACAACAACUGAAAGCACAACUGUUAGUACAACUGAAACAACUACACCAACCACAACAAGAGAAUCAACAUCAGCCACAAUAACUGAGAGCACAACUGUUAGUACAACUGAAACAACUACACCAGCCACAACAACUGAGAGCACAACUGAAACAACUACACCAACCACAACAACUGAGAGCAAAACUGUUAGUACAACUGAGACAACUACACCAGCCACAACAACUGAGAGCACAACUGUUAGUACAACUGAGACAACUACAACUGCCACAACAACUGAGAUCACAACUGUUAGUACAACUGAGACAACUACACCAAACACAACAACAGAACCAAGAUCAGCCACAACUGAGACCACAACUGUUAGUACAACUGAAACAACUACACCAGCCACAACUGAGAGCACAACUGUUAGUACAACUGAGACAACUACACCAGCCACAACAACUGAGAGCACUACUGUUAGUAAAACUGAAACAACUACACCAGCGACAACAACUGAGAGCAAAACUGUUAGUACAACUGAAACAACUACACCAGCCACAACAACAGAGAGCACAACUGUUAGUACAACUGCACCAGCGACAACAACUGAGAGCACAACUGUUAGUACAACUGAAACAACUACACCAACCACAAGCACAACUGUCAGUACAACUGAAAAAACUACACCAGCCACAACAACUGAGAUCACAACUGUUAGUACAACUGAGACAACUACACCUGCCACAACAACUGAGAUCACAACUGUUAGUACAACUGAGACAACUACUCCAACCACAACAACAGAACCAACAUCAGCCACAACAACUGAGAGCACAACUGUUAGUACAACUGAGACAACUACACCAACCACAACAACAGAAUCAACAUCAGCCACAACAACUGAGAGCACAACUGUUAGUACAACUGAAACAACUACACCAGCCACAACAACCGAGAGCACAACUGUUAGUACAACUGAAACAACUACACCAACCACAACAACAGAAUCAACAUCAGCCACAACAACUGAGAGCACAACUGUUAGUACAACUGAAACAACUACACCAACCACAAUAACAGAAUCAACAUCAGCCACAACAACUGAAAGCACAACUAGCACAACUGAAACAACUACACCAACCACAACAACUGAGAGAACAACUGUGAGUACAACUGAAACAACGACACCAGCCACAUCAACUGAGAGCACAACUGUUAGUACAACUGAAACAACUACACCAACCACAACAACAGAAUCAACCUCAGCCACAACAACUGUUAGUACAAAUGAAACAACUACACCAGCCACAACAACUGAGAGGACAACUGUUACUACAACUGAGACAACUACACCAGAACCACCACCAACAACAACAGAAUCUUCAACAUCAACAAAAACUGAGAGCACAAAUGUUAGUACAUCUGAAACAUCUACACCAGCACCAAUAAUAACAGAAUCUGCAACAGCCAUGACAACUGAGAGCACAACUGUUAGUACAACUGAGACAACUACACCAACCACAACAACAGAACCAACAUCAGCCACAACAACUGAGAGCACAACUGUUAGUACAACUACACCAGCGACAACAACUCAGAGCACAACUGUUAGUACAACUGAAACAACCACACCAGCCACAACAACUGAGAGCACAACUGUUAGUACAACUGAGACAACUACACCAACCACAACAACAGAAUCAACAUCAGCCACAACAACUGAGAGCACAACUGUUAGUACAACUGAGACAACUACACCAACCACAACAACAGAAUCAACAUCAGCCACAACAACUGAGAGCACAACUGUUAGUACAACUGAAACAACUACACCAGCCACAACAACUGAGAGCACAACUGUUAGUACAACUGAGACAACUACACCAACCACAACAACAGAAUCAACAUCAGCCACAACAACUGAGAGCAUAACAGUUAGUACAACUGAGACAACUACACCAACCACAACAACAGAACCAACAUCAGCCACAACAACUCAGAGCACUACUGUUAGUACAACUGAAACUACACCAGACACAACAACUGAGAGCACAACUGUUAGUACAACUGAAACAACUAUACCAACUACAACAACCGAAUCAACAUCAGCCACAACAACUGAGAGCACAACUGUUAGUACAACUGAAACAACCACACUAGCCACAACAACUGAGAGCACAACUCUUAGUACAACUGAAACAACUACACCAGCCACAACAACUGAGACCACAACUGUUAGUACAACCGAGACAACUACACCAGCCACAACAACUGAGAGCACAACUGUUAGUACAACUGAGACAACUACACCAACCACAACAACAACAACAACAACAACAGAAUCAACAUCAGCCACAACAACUGAGAGCACAACUGUUAGUACAACUGAAACAACUACACCAGCCACAACAACUGAGAGCAGCACAACUGUUAUUACAACUGAAAUAACUACAUCAGCCACAACAACUGAGAGCACAACUGAAACAACGACACCAACCACAACAACUGAGACCACAACUGUUAGUACAACUGAAACAACCACACCAGCCACAACAACUGAGAGCACAACUGUUAGUACAACUGAAACAACUACACCAACCACAACAACAGAAUCAACAGAAUCAACAUCAGCCACAACAACUGAGAGCACAACUGUUAGUACAACUACACCAGCCACAACAACAGAGAGAUCAACUGUUAGUACAACUGAAACAACCACACCAGCCACAACAACUGAGAGCACAACUGUAAAUACAACUGAGACAACUACACCAACCACAACAACAACAACAGAAUCAACAUCAGCCACAACAACUGAGAGCACAACUGUUAGUACAACUGAAACAUCUACACCAGCCACAACAACUGAGAGCACAACUGUUAGUACAACUGAGACAACUAUACCAGCCACAACAACAGAAUCAACAUCAGCCACAACUACUGAGAGCACAACUGUUAGUACAACUGAAACAACUACACCAGCCACAACAACUGAGAGCACAAAUGAAACAACUACACCAGCCAGAACAACUGAGAGCACAACUGUUAGUACAACUGAAACAACCACGCCAGCCACAACAACUGAGAGCACAACUAUUAGUACAACUGAAACAACUACACCAGCCACAACAACUGAGAGCACAACUGUUAGUACACAACUAACUACACCAACCACAACAACAAAAUCAACAUCAGCCACAACAACUGAGAGCACAACUGUUAGUACAACUACACCAGCCACAACAACUGAGAGCACAACUGUUAGUACAACUGAAACAACCACACCAGCCACAACAACUGUGAGCACAACUGUUAAUACAACUGAGACAACUACACCAACCACAACAACAACAACAGAAUCAACAUCAGCCACAACAACUGAGAGCACAACUGUUAGUACAACUGAAACAUCUACACCAGCCACAACAACUGAGAGCACAACUGUUAGUACAACUGAGACAACUAUACCAGCCACAACAACAGAAUCAACAUCAGCCACAACUACUGAGAGCACAACUGCUAGUACAACUGAAACAACUACACCAGCCACAACAACUGAGAGCACAAAUGAAACAACUACACCAGCCAGAACAACUGAGAGCACAACUGUUAGUACAACUGAAAGCACAACUGUUAGUACAACUGAAACAACCACGCCAGCCACAACAACUGAGAGCACAACUAUUAGUACAACUGAAACAACUACACCAGCCAGAACAACUGAGAGCACAACUGUUAGUACAACUGAAACAACUACACCAGCCACAACAACUGAGAGCACAACUGUUAGUACAACUGAAACUACUACACCAGCCACAACAACUGAGACCACAGCUGUUAGUACAACUGAGACAACUACACCAGCCACAGCAACUGAGAGCACAACUGUUAGUACAACUGAAACAACUACACCAGCACCACCAACAAUAGAAUCUUCAACAGCCACAACAACUGAUAGCACAUCUCUUAGUACAGCUGAAACAACUACACCAGCCACUACAACGGAAUCAACAUCAGCCACAACAAAUGAGAGCACAACUGUUAGUACAACUGAAACAACUACACCAGCCACAACAACUGAGAGUACAACUGAAACAACUACACCAGCCACAACAACAGAAUCAACAUCAGCCACAACA
Molecule: messenger RNA, 7539 nt
Organism: Ctenopharyngodon idella (grass carp)
Lineage: Eukaryota; Metazoa; Chordata; Actinopteri; Cypriniformes; Xenocyprididae
Product: mucin-2-like
Exons: 13
Source: RefSeq, a predicted model, not a curated record